AGAGCAGCGACCUUGUAUGCUCUCCUAUUGCAACCGUUUUUCAUUAUUCGAUUAUUAAAGAGGAUAUGUCCACUGGAGAUGGACCACCAGCGCCCCCAGACGGAUCUGGACAGAACUUUCCUACACCAACACUGAACAAUUUGCUCAGUAAUAAGUCUUCUGUGGGAGGAGAUGCGGGUUUACAACAACAGGAUCAAAACGUUCCAAACGGUGGCACACCAUUUGGAGCUGAUCGGUACGCGGCCACAGCCGCCGCGGUAGCUGCAGGAGCCGGGUCGAUGAACCAUGGCAAUGGACCGCCAAAGCAUGCUCAACUGGCUGGUGUGCAGCAGCAAGAGUGGCAACAGCCUCGAUCCCCUUCACAACAGCAGCAAACGGGUCACUCACAGCAACAACCAGAAGGCCAAUCUCAAACUCAACAACAACUCCCUCCCCAACAAAUACCACAGCAGCAACUCCCACCGCAUCAGGCACAACCACAUCCUUAUGCAGCUGCUUACCCGCCGCAAUUUAUGCAGGGCAGACCACCUGGUUACCCUAUGUAUCCCGGCUACCCGGGAAUGCCUCCUGCACAGCCUGGAUAUCCUGGAGCUCCCGUCGGCUACCCGGCACAUUUGAUGCGACCGCAGCAACCAGAACUUGUUCGAAUGCCACAGGGACCUACACCAGCGGAAUGGGCAGCUCAGCAACAGCGGGCAAUGAAGGAAGCCAAUCCACCAACUCCUGCGAGCAUGCCAGCUCCUAGUCCUGCUGCCUCUUCCAUAGCUGAUGACUCUAUGGACGACAAAUCUCGAUUAGAAUCACCGAGUUGGGCUAAUCAGGGACAGCGCACUCCUCUUCCACCUGGAGCGCAAACCCCAGCGGCUACUCCACAGAUGCAUGCGGGUGGACCACCUCCCGCUGGAAUGAUGAUGCAUCCAGGAAUGAUGCCACCGCAAGGUAUGAUGCCUCCGGUGAUGCAGCCAACCCCACCUUCUGGACCCAGAAAAGAAAGUAUCGUUGACAAACUUGUGGGUCCACCUAAUGCUGCAAAUCCGCCAAGAGUCAUGCCAGAACGGCGCAUGUUUUUUGAGCGCCUUGUACAGUUUUGUGAGCAGCAUGGAGAGCCGAUAACCAUGAUACCACAAGUCUCAAAACAGAACGUGGAUUUGCACAGACUCUACAUUGGGGUACGAAAUCGCGGAGGAUUUGAGCAGGUGACCAAAGACAAGGCUUGGAAAGCAAUCUGCACGGAAGCGAACCCAGAGAUUUCGCAGUCUUCGGCCGCAGGCUAUCAACUGCGCAAGCACUACGAAAAACACUUGUUGCUACUUGAGUGCGUUGAGACGGGUAGACGACCAGAAGAUGCAGUGGCGUUUGCCGAUGGACUCAAAAGACAGCGGCGAAAGGAGCCAGCUGCAUCAGCCGCCGCCGCCGCAGCGCCACCAGCCAGUGCCAUGCCACCUUUUCCUGGUCCAGCGCAUCCUCAGCCUGGUCAGGAUCCAUCAUUAUAUUAUCAACAACAGCAACAACAGCAAGCUGCUGCCGCCCAUGGAUAUCCACCAGGAAGUUUGCCUCCUGGCGCCUCCUAUCCGCCAGCCGGGUAUCCGCCACGGUUACCUCCAGCGACGCCUAUGCGAGCACCCCAUCCACAGCCACAUAUGCCGGGAGCACCACAGCCAGAUCUGUCCCAAUUGGACGAACAGCAGCGGCAGCACUAUUUUAUGCAGCAGCAAUACCAUCAACAAAUGGCAGCACAACAGCAACAUCAGCAACAACAACAGCAACAGCAACAACUUCAGCAAGCGCAGACCCCGCAACCUGCAUCGCAGCAAAGUCUUGCUGUCCCCGGCCAAACGCCGCAGCCGGCAACACCUGGCCGACCUGGUUCCGUUCAACCGGCAACGCCUGCAGCUUUGCAGAUGGAUACAUCCAGUCAGUCGGGCAGCCGAGCGCCAAGUACAGGACCAGCGGCUAGUGCCGCCUCACCGGACAGUAGUUCACGGAUGAGUGCUGGCGCCGAUGUCGCCGAACAGCAGCGGCCCGGAUCGGCUGUCGUGCGAACGCCAGCGGCUACGCCAACGCCUGGACCACAUCCUGUGCCACAGCCCUCUACAAGUAUGGCUGCGGUAGGACAGCCGGGGCAGUCGGCUGGUGUGCCGCCGCAACCACCAACAGCGCCCUUCUAUGGACAACCGGCACCAAUGUAUCCGAAUGGACCACCGCGAAUGCCAGGUGCACCUGUUGGGUAUCCGGCUGGGUAUCCAUACCACCCUGGACAUGCUGGUGUUCCUCCUGGUCAUCCAGGUGCUCAACAACAAGCUCCGCAAUUUGCGCCAGCACCACAUCCUGCUGCUCAUCCUUCUCACCCGCAACACCAGCAGUAUCUGCAACAGCAGCAGAUGUGGCACCAACGAGGCGGCUAUCCAGGACAAAUUCCUCCACAACCCUCUAGAUAUGGAUAUCCACCAAGAAUGCCACCACCACAAAGUACAACUAGUCAUCAGAGUGCGGCCUCGCCUGGAGCAAGCAAGAUGAGGUAUCCUGCUCAAGUGGCGCAACCUCAGCCGGCAGUGACUCCGCAGCCACAACAACAAGCGUACGCAGCUAGAGCUCAGAUGGGCUCUUAUCCGCCGGUCCCGUCUCAGGCUCCAGCCCCAACUCCAUUAGUGCCACCUGUAAUGUCCUUCUCGCAUCAACAUCAUUUCCCUCAUGGUAGCGUAGAAGCAACGGUGAUCAGCCAAAAGAGGAGACGUAAAAUUUUGGCGAGAGAGUUGAUAAAUGCCACUCCUCGACGUCUCAUCAUGGCCCUGCGCAGUGGUUUGGAAACAGAGGCGAUAUGGGCGAUAAAUGCUUUGAAUGUGCUCUUGUACGACGAUACCAAUCCGCAUCCGUGCCUGACUCAGAUGCCUGGCCUUCUGAAUGUAAUUAUCGAGCAUUUCUGGGCAACGCUGUCGGUCCUGUAUCCUGACAACUUCCCUCUGGGUGAACCAUCUCGUUUCAAGAUUCCGGAGGGAAAUCCCGAUGCACUGCGUCUGCCGUAUCUGACGAAUGGAAGUGCUCAUGAGGAGGUGAAACAGCCAGUUGCGGCUAGAAAUCCUGAGACUAAGAAGAAUUAUAACAAGUGUUCAAGAACGGGCCGAAAGGUAAAGAUACUGGACGCUGAGAUGCCAGAGUUACUCAAGCGAAAACUCAUGCUAGAAGAAGGUCCAAGCUCACUGCCUACUGAUGAUACUCUAUCUGUCCAUUAUGUGGAGGAAAAAAUCAAGAUGGGCCUUGGAGGUGGACUUGCCGAAAGAGUUGCACUACGUCUAAGAAAUGAGUGGAAUGCUGCAAAGAUCCAAAGUCGAGCUAGAUUUAGCAUUUAUGAGAAGAAUAACGCGAAAGAGGAGGAGUGCAACCCUGAAGCACUAACGAAUGGAUCGGUGAAAGUAAAAGAAGAACCUGAGGAUGUUGACGAAGAGCAAGAGGAGAAGAUCCCGGAAAUUCUAUUGCUUCGUCGAGGGCGCAAAGAUGAAAUGGCGGAAGGCUUAAAUGAUUUUGAGAUACGCUGGCCUCGCGCAACAGCACUCACAGAUAGAGAUGAGACACUGCACCGAUUUACGUUACGUGCUUUGGCGCUGUCAAACAUUCUACGUGGCUUCUCUUUCCUACCCGGCAGUGAGCAUCUCUUAUGCGCACAUAGUGGAUUGCUGUACGUCUUAGGGCGCUUCUUGCAAUUGUUGUCCACCGAAAUGCCUGUACAGCGGGCCAAGCCAGCGCCAAAGAUUGAUGUGGAUGCUCCAUUACCAGAGCCAGAAUCUUACGAAGUCGCCAGAAAUCGCGCUCUAUCUUUGUUAGAUUGUGAUGACUGCGAGCAAGUACUUUUGGUUGAGACUGCAAAUCAGUUGAGAGACGAUGCAUUCGUGAUGCUUUGCCAUAUGAGUGUAGCGCUGGAUCUUUUCGAAGUGCCUAAUGAUUUGGCUUAUCCAAUCUAUGAUGGCAUUCUUCACUGGUGUGCAUCUAGUGUGCCUGAAGCGACAGAUCCGAUACCACCUGCGGCAGUUUCACCAAGGAAUUACUGCUUGGAAAUCAUGUGCAAGAUGUCGGUGCUGGAGCGAAAUGUCGACAUGCUGUUAUCUACGGGAGCAUGGCCUCGCCUAGAAAAGAUUGUUUGCAUGUUGGCAAGGAUGUUAAGCAUGAGUGAAGAAACGCACAACAGAGAGUUUGCCAUUGUGAUCCUGAAUGCUUUCUGCAACGCAUCUGAAGCGGUAUGCUACGUAGCAGCGAUGCAAACACCCACAAUUGCGAACCUGGUUUCAUUUAUUGAAACAUCUGAUCAGAGCAUGCAUCAGGUUAUGCAAACACAUGGCAUGCCAGCAUUGCGUGAUAAUCCCGAAAUGAUGGGCACGUCAGUAGGAAUGCUUCGCAGAGCAGCCGCUAUGCUGCGCCUGCUAGUUAAAGUUCCAGAAGCCUACCGGGUAUACGCAAAGUACCAACAACGACUGCUGCAGUUCACAAUGAGUCAGCUGAUGGAUUCUCGAGUGGCUGGUAUGAUCGCGGAUGCACUGUAUGAGAUACAACUAAUGCUCGGCAAAGAAAAUAUGCAAAACGAGACGAAAAAGGAGACAAAUGGGAAAGACAACGGAGAUGCUUCUGAAGUGGUCAAAUCUGAACCUGCAGCCGAGGAUUCAGCAUCGUCUGCAUCCACAGAUGUCGCAACGGAAAAUGCUACCAAUCAUGAGUCUUCUCCAGCAACUAUAAAUGGCGACGCGAGCACCCCAGCAAAGAAAGUGGCGACAAAACGGCCUGGAAUUCGCGACGAUUGUGUGGCCAAAGCACCGGCAACAAAGCGUACAUGUCUGGAGAAUGGGUAUGAGAAGAAGAACGGGAAGUUAGACAGCAGUCCGUUGAAGAUAAAGGAAACUCGUGCAGAGAAUGGAUCCAUGACAGCAGUGGCGUAAUCAUAGUGGAUGAACUGGCUACAGGCUAACAUCCAGCGUCAACAUUGUCACCGUGGUAUUGCGCCCAUAAUCACAUCGAACACCGUGCACGUGUGAGGUGUUUGUUUCUCUCUUGUUUGUGCACGUACGGCGACUGAUUCCUAUAGAGAGCAUCAGAUGCAUAGCAUAGGUAUUGCUGAAUACCGGUAGGGCCCGCCAAUACCCCGUUUUUUGGGUUGGCUGGCCCCUUCAAGUAAGGUCCUCGUUCGUCCGGUUCUUCAUCUUCAAUUUCCUUGUUCAUUUCAUAAAAUUCCUGCUCUGCUUUGUCUUCGUAUUUUAUCAGUCAAUUCACUGCUCGGGAUAACUCUCCAUGUAAGUAUUACUUUAGCAGUUAUCAUUUUUAACACUUCUUUGUCUGGAUACAUGAGCUCGGCCCCAAUUGCGUGCGAGUUUCACCUUUCCUUCGCUACUGUUGACAGGUUGUGUAGAAACGCAUGUGACGCCAUUUAUCGUCUAUGUCCCCUUCAUUAAUUUCAUUUUUUCUUCCCUGUAGAAACUGGUUAGGGUGUACUGUACCGUUAUAGCUUAGCUGUACAAUUACAGUUUCUACGCGUUACAAAUACACGGUAAUAGCGCAUCUGUUCCCAUGGUUACUUCUCUUGGCGUUUUUCAUGAUACUUUGUCUCGGCUGAUUUUGUGCACCUGGGAUUAUCGGGUCAAGAGUUCUAUUUGUUUGUGAAUGGUUUCAGUGUGUGGCGUGUUUCUCUCCCUUAAAUGUGUGUAUGUCGUGUGUUCGUCGGGACACAACCGGGUUUUUUUUGUACCCAGAUGUCCCACGAUAAACCUCAACUCAAAAUGUCCUUCUUUUAUUUCAUCUUAUGUAAGUUAAUGUCGAGUUUUACAUUUUCUAAUACAAUUUGCUCAGCCAGUGCUGCUUUUGAAGAUUCAAUUCCCCGUUCCCCUUCCCUUCCCGUCUCUCCCCUUGGUUUUUAUGAGAUGAAAUGGUGAUUUUUAUGUGGUGUUUUUUGUGCUACUCCUGCUGCUAACGGCGCCAUUUUAUAUUAUAAGUUAUGACAUUCUGAAACCAAGUUGCGUUGUUCUAGAGAGAAUCUCCCAAGUUGUCCGUUCGUCCGUUCAUCCCGAUUAUGUUUGUUUGUUCACAUGCAUUCAUCCACAUUCAUUCAAGUUCUAGGGGCAUACAUUUUGAAGUAAAUAAUAUUAACUUAUGAUGUAUUUGUUGGCUACGUGGACUGCAGUUUGAGUUUGCGCUGCUGUGUAUAUUUCUUUUCCCUUCCUUUUCUUCUUUUUCCCUUUUUCUUUGUCAUGUCAUAUAUGUAUCAUAUGACAGUUGUUUGAAACACGAACAUGUGUACGUUUCUCGAGUCAGGAAUAAAAUGAUCUAUAAAAA
This is a messenger RNA of Cylicocyclus nassatus, 6309 nucleotides long. The record is from the annotation of a GenBank genome assembly. NCBI's taxonomy places the organism in Eukaryota, Metazoa, Nematoda, Chromadorea, Rhabditida, Strongylidae.